AUGACAGGUCACGUCUUGGGGGAACCAGGUGGUGGGGCCCACAUGGAAGACAAUGCCGCCAUCUGCAUUAAUGUGGGCGGCUUCAAGAAGCGUCUCCCAUCGGACACUCUCUCCCGGUUCCCCGAGACGAGGCUAGCGCGUCUUCUCCACUGCCGGUCCAAAGAGUCUAUACUGGAGCUCUGUGAUGACUACGACGACACGGAGAAGGAGUUUUACUUCGACAGGAACCCAGCGCUGUUCCCCUACGUGUUAAAUUUCUACAACACUGGGCGGCUGCAUGUCAUGGCCGAGCUGUGCAUCUUCUCCUUCAGCCAGGAGAUCGAGUACUGGGGCAUCAACGAGUUCUUCAUCGACUCGUGCUGCAGUAGCACCUACCACUGCAGGAAAAUGGACCCGGACAGGGAGGACUGGGAUGAGCGUAGCGAUGAAGGGAGCACCACUUCAUCUUUUGAUGAGCUGCUGGAGUUUUACAAUGACGCGACCAAGUUUGACAAGCAGCUGUUGGGGAGUGCAAGGAGGCGUGUCUGGCUCAUGCUGGACAACCCUGGUUACUCAGUGGCGAGCCGCAUCAUCAGCAUCCUCUCUAUCCUGGUGGUGCUGGGCUCCAUCGCCACGAUGUGUAUGAACAGCAUGAGCGAGUUCAGCCUGUUGGACAAUGAGGGGCGGCCCACGGAGGACCCCCGCUUCGAGACGGUGGAGCAUUUCGGCAUCGGCUGGUUCACUUUGGAGCUGGUCGCCCGGUUCAUCGUGGCGCCGGACCUCCUGCAUUUCUUUGAGCACCCGUUAAAUGUGAUAGACUUGGUGUCCAUUCUCCCGUUUUACCUGACACUGAUUAUCAAUCUGGUGGUGGAGAGCAGUCCAGCACUGGCCAACCUCGGGCGUGUUGCACAAGUGCUGAGGCUGAUGAGAAUUUUCCGCAUCCUGAAGCUGGCCCGUCACUCCACGGGACUGCGUUCCCUGGGGGCCACCCUUAGAAACAGCUACAAAGAAGUGGGCCUGCUGCUUCUCUACCUCGCCGUUGGGGUUUCGUUUUUUUCUGUGAUGGCCUACACAGUGGAGAAAGAGGACAGUGAGGAUCUGUCCACCAUCCCGGCCUGCUGGUGGUGGGCCACUGUCAGCAUGACAACCGUCGGGUACGGAGACGUAGUGCCGGUGUCCAUAGCGGGCAAGCUGACCGCCUCGGCCUGCAUUCUAGCCGGGAUCUUAGUGGUUGUGCUUCCGAUCACGCUCAUUUUCAAUAAAUUCUCUCUCUUUUACAAGAGACAAAAACAGCUGGAAAUCGCAAUGAGAAGCUGUGAUUUUGAUGAGGGCAUCAAAGAGUUGCCCUCCGUCAACCUAAGGAACUAUUACGCACAUAAAGUCAAAUCCCUUAUGGCCAGCUUGUCAAACAUGAGCCGAAGUUCACCAAGUGAACACAGCCUAAACGAAUCGAUACACUGAAAGAAUUUUGAACAAGGACACCCCAUCAGGAGGGAUGAAGAGUUUUCAUCCAUUGUGGCAUGUGGCUGCAUGAGGAGCUGUCCAGGGUGCUGAAACGUCUGGCCCAAGAGCCCACUUCCCUUCCACUGACCGUUUGCCUCUCUGUAGCUCAGUGCAAUAACGUGUUGAUCUGUGUGUCAGUCCCGAUGAAAAAGCAAGCAAAUGUAUUGGAUAGCCUGAAUAUAAUAUUCCACUGUGCAUUAUUACAGCAUUUCACCGGAUAGGCCAACUGUUCAAACAAUUUCUUUCAGGCAAUUUGAUUACAUAGGAUCAAAAGGCAGUGAAUCAAGUAGUUGUUUACAAUCGUGUAGAUGGUGUCACAAGUCGUUCUAAUGAAAAUGUAGUCCACCCUUCAGCUAUACUUGUUGUGAUAAAUAUGUCUGAAGUAACUUAAAUUGUAUCUCUUAUGAAAGAGUGUUGAUAUGUUAUUGUGGUGUUGCAACAAACAGAUGUAUGGUUGAAGCAAACUAUAUUAAAGAAGAAACACCUAACAGUUUCUCAUUUUUCAUGUUUAAAGCGGUGGAAAACUUAAGUGCAUUGUAUCGGUCUACUUGAUGUUUCCUAAUUGUCAGCCUAAGUCAGUUAUAUUGACCAGGAUAAUAGCACAGGCACUUGUAAGCUAGAAGGGAAAAAGUGAAUUAAAGUAGCGAAUGACACAAAGCCUAAUGCUGUUUGACAGGCAUGGUGACAACCACUCAUAGCUGACAUGUUGAAUAAAUUCAUAUUCACAGUA
Messenger RNA from Myripristis murdjan (pinecone soldierfish), 2212 nucleotides. It is a transcript of the gene kcns2, whose product is annotated as potassium voltage-gated channel modifier subfamily S member 2. The transcript has a single exon. The record is from RefSeq and is a predicted model, not a curated record. Gene Ontology annotation, molecular function: protein binding; voltage-gated potassium channel activity. Gene Ontology annotation, cellular component: membrane; voltage-gated potassium channel complex. Gene Ontology annotation, biological process: action potential; protein homooligomerization; potassium ion transmembrane transport. Lineage: Eukaryota; Metazoa; Chordata; Actinopteri; Holocentriformes; Holocentridae. The coding region runs from base 1 to 1440 and encodes 479 amino acids.